GCUCCAUCUAGCAUGUCUGGUUGAAUUUCACGGCUGCUGUUUUUUUGCUCUGCUUCAUACCAAUCUCACAGCGGAUCAAUUCGGAGGAACAAAUCGGGACCUUAGAAGGUUUUUGGUGGAAUACUGCGCAGCAUCCGCUACUCUAUCGUUUAGCGCCAUCAAGUCCCUCUUGCAUUCCUGGACUCCUAUUGUUUUAACCCGUCCGUGACGAAUCAAGCUAAGGUUACACACUAAAGAAUAAACAAUGGAUAAAGCGGAGCUUAUUCAGAAGGCCAAGUUGGCGGAGCAAGCCGAGCGCUACGAUGACAUGGCCGCCUCGAUGAAGGAGGUAACGGAACAGGGGGGCGAGCUGUCAAACGAGGAGAGGAACCUGCUAUCUGUCGCAUACAAGAACGUGGUCGGAGCACGGCGGUCGGCAUGGAGGGUCAUCUCCAGCAUCGGACAGAAGACUGAGGGAAGCGACAAGAAGCUCGCAAUGGUCAACGAAUACCGGGAGAAGGUGGAGGGCGAGCUGAGAGAUAUCUGCAACGACGUACUGGAACUGCUGAAUAAAUAUUUAAUUGAGAACUCCACAAAUGCUGAAAGCAAAGUCUUCUAUCUUAAGAUGAAGGGCGACUACUAUAGAUACCUUGCCGAAGUCGCCUCUGGGGAUGACAAAACAGCAACCAUAGAGCACUCUCAGGAGGCGUACCAGCAGGCAUUUGACAUCAGCAAGAAGGAGAUGGACCCCACGCAUCCCAUCCGCCUGGGCCUGGCCCUCAACUUCUCAGUCUUCUUCUACGAGAUCCUCAACUCUCCAGAGAAAGCCUGCUCACUGGCCAAACAGGCAUUUGAUGACGCCAUUGCAGAGCUGGACAAACUGAACGAGGAGUCAUACAAAGACAGCACUCUCAUCAUGCAGCUGCUCAGAGACAACCUGACAUUAUGGACAUCCGACAACGCGCCUGAGGAAGGCGAGGCUGGAGAAGCCGGCGAAGCCGGAGAGAACGAGAACUGAAACUCACAGGGUCAUCUCUCUCAAAAAAACAACCUUUUUACACAUCUCCAUUCCUGUAUUGCUCCACUUAAAGUCUUUUAGCAAUGAAACCCAUUACUGAACAAAAGCUGCAUGUGGAAAUUCCUAAAUAAUUUGACUUUUCACGCUGCAGCUUUUGUGCAAAUAAAAGAAAGAAAAAUAUUGAUUGAGGGGGAGGGGUGAAACCUCCAUUCCUUGGUUUGUUUGUCCUGACCUUCCAUACGUGCAGUUUCUCCUGUUAGAAAAGUAUUAAUAGCUUCUUUUUAUCAAUGUUUUAGUCCAAAUUAGAGGAAAAAAUACAUUCUAGGGCUUUUUGCUGAGCUACUGAAUCUUAGUCCCAUCAAAACACAAGGGGAGUUAAGAUGUUAGAACAGGGGUGUCUGUUAAGCAAAUUCAAUGAAUUGUUCCCUCACCCUC
Messenger RNA from Oncorhynchus nerka (sockeye salmon), 1432 nucleotides. Its product is annotated as 14-3-3 protein zeta-like. NCBI's taxonomy places the organism in Eukaryota, Metazoa, Chordata, Actinopteri, Salmoniformes, Salmonidae. The record is from RefSeq and is a predicted model, not a curated record. Gene Ontology annotation, cellular component: cytoplasm. Bases 245 to 997 code for a protein of 250 amino acids. Gene Ontology annotation, biological process: intracellular protein localization; signal transduction. The transcript has 6 exons.